UUGCUGCAACACUUGUCUGUUCAUGGCCCGUUUAAGUACUUUGGGGGGAUCUACUUCUGGCUUAACGGCUAGCGCCUUUCUCCCUCAAUCGCGAAUCGUUGACAGCCACUGGGCAUGCAGAACGCCAGUGCAUCGUUCCGCGAUAGUUUCUUGCCAAUCAUGGCUGCAGUCUGGUGUUCACGCCGCCGUUGACCAUCACCAAGCAGCUGUAUCCGCCCCCAUCACGAACAUACCAGCGGGCGUCGAGCGGUUCGAACAAUUCUGCCGUCGCCCUCUUCCCCCACGUAGUAUUCAUAGCGUCGUCGAGCGCUUCCUCGCAAGGAUUCUGCCCUUCAACGCUGAUAUAUGGAACUUCCCCUCAGGUUUGGAAGCCUUUCUGCGCCAUCUGCUGUCAUGGGCCGACAUAAGCGGAGCUGUAUUCUGCGGUAGUCUGAUCUACCUAGAGCGGGCUGCACACCGCGGACAACAGACUCCGGUGACUGAGAUGGGCCGGCGUCUCCGGGUCUUGGCGGCAAUCAUCCUUGCUCGGAAAUAUCUUGGAGACGACACAUACGAAACGCGGUUCUGGAUCGGCCUGACGGCCAGGAUGUGUUCGUCUUAUUUCACAGACGACGACAUUCAUGACGCUGAAACGACACUUUUGGAAGAUCUCAUUUGGGAUCUGAGAACACACCGUCAUGAAAUGUACGUAAUGAGUACGCUGGUCCGCCAUCCGGACACUAUCUGUGUUAGACCACAGGGCGCUCUGACGUCAGCCAAAGACCGUUUUUCAGUGUUGGCAUGCCCGAACCACGCGUUAUAA
This is a messenger RNA of Colletotrichum destructivum, 802 nucleotides long. Its product is annotated as Putative Cyclin-like superfamily. The record is from RefSeq and is a predicted model, not a curated record. NCBI's taxonomy places the organism in Eukaryota, Fungi, Ascomycota, Sordariomycetes, Glomerellales, Glomerellaceae. Bases 23 to 802 code for a protein of 259 amino acids. The transcript has 2 exons.